CUCGUUAUUAAGGAUGACUGACACAUUCCAUGUUACAUAAUUUUCUGGAUAAAAUGGAUAAACCUCAUCAUACCGGUAACUCUAAACAUAUUGUAAGCGGCGAGAAGAAGCUUUCUGGGUUAACCACCCCGUCCUAUCACCUUGUGGCAGGUGCUCGUCAUCUUACGUUCAGGCUGUUGACAAUCAUCUACCAUAUUCUACGCUAAUUAUAACUUUCUGAUGAAAACCUCCAUUUUAGAAACGUAAAUAUUUUUCAAAUUCGAAAUUAAACAAAAUAAAUCGUAGGAUGGACUGUCAGUGUGUGAUAGUUUUUGCAGUUGUGAUUUUUCCCAGUUUUUUGAACGCACAGUUACCGGAAUUGGACCAGUGUCCGCCAGAGGACCCUAACUGUCACCCGUGGUGUAUAGAAUACGUCAACAAAUGUCGAGUGUGUCGAUGUAACAGUGAAAAGGGAUUCGACAAGCAGAGAACUGGUGGCACUAGUGAAUCUGGGAGCGGAUCUGACACAGACUAUUGGAACGGAGAAUUUGGAAGCAGUGGAGGCGAUUCCUGGUCCUCCUUGAGAGAGAAAUUGGGAUCAAACGGAGGGGAUGGGUGGGGAUCAAACGGGAACGGGGGCAAAACAAACAUAAUCAUCAUAGAGAAGGAGAAGAAACCAGAGUCUAAUAUGAUGUCAUUUCCGGGGUCGUCUUUCGCGGGGAAAUCACCAUUUCAAUUUAGUGGACUUGGACCGGCGAUGAUGAACUUUCCCCCUCGGCAGCACUCAAUUCCUGCCGGUUGUAAAACUAAAAACGUUCCCUUAGUGAGCCCCGGGGUCCCUAGGUACUGUGUCACGGGAAUCAUCAUUGACUGCCCACAUGGCUGCGUCGUCACAGACGAGUUCGGAUGCAACACGUGCCCCUGUGCACCUGCUACAAAAGCUUGGAUGCCCGUCUGUGAAAAUUCACCAGCUCCUAGGCCCCAUCCUAAACCCCAGAAUAGCUGUGUGGGAACUAAGCUGUGUAUCACUUCUUGUAAAGGAGAGGUCAAAAUAGGGGAGACUGGCCCGGACGGCUGUCAACGGUGUACGUGCAUGAAAAAAGAGAGCAAUGUCGUUUCCAUGGCAACUACAACUACACCUAAACCGACGACAAAAAACGUUAUGGAGUGCACGAAGCUGAUCGCGUGCAUGAUCAAAUGUAAGGACACCGGAUACGUCAUCGGAGACACUCAGAUAGACGGAUGUCCCAGUUGCCAAUGUAAACAAAAGUCAUCAAACAACAUUAACAACAACAACAACGACGGUGGCGGUGGGAUGCAGAGUUGGUCCGGCGGAAGUAGCGGCAAUGGAAUGACUUCCGGAAUGAAUACAGCGAGCGGAAAUGGUAUUCUCAACAAUGUUAGCGGUGGUAGUGGUUCUGGAGGGUCCAAGUGCCAAUUUCCUCUCUGUAUUGAUGGCGGGUCAGGAUCAGGAGGUGGUAACCCCAUGAUGCCGUCCGCCGGGUCCGGAUCCAGUGGAAGUUCUAGUGGAGGGUGUGCGGGACCAUUUUGUGCCAGUAUGAUGGGAGGAGGAGGUGGUGGAAUGGGAGGCGGAUCAGGUGGUGGCAUGAUGAUGGGCGGAGGCGGUGGUGGUGGAUCUUCCGGGAGUGGUGGUCCGUUUCAGUCCUCUCUGAGUUCGGCUGCAGCUGCCAGUGGAGGGAUGGGUAGCGCGAUGAAGUCUCCAUUCAUGGCAGCAGCAGGUGCCUCUACAGGAGGAGGAGGGGCGGGAGGCAACCCUAUGCAUGGUCCAAUGUUAUCAAUGGGUGCAGGGGCAGGCAAACCAACAGAAAAGGAUGUGGAAAAAACAGCGUCCAAUUCGGAGUGUUUUGGGCCAUCGUGUUCAGCGAAAAAUGGCAAAAUACACGGUCUGAUCGGAAGUUGUAUGGACAUGGAAAAAUGUAUCGCAAAUUGUGGGGGAAGUUACGUAAUAGGACCAUUGGGGCCAGACGGCUGUCAGUCAUGCACGUGCAAUCCGGAGUGACGAGAGACACUACAACAUUGAGAAGUCUACAAAGAAAAAUCCAUAAGAGUUGUGAUUGUCGAUACUCAAUUUUACAAGAAAAUAAAAUAAACUAAUCAGAUAUAUUGAUAAA
Molecule: messenger RNA, 2111 nt
Organism: Ostrea edulis (European flat oyster)
Lineage: Eukaryota; Metazoa; Mollusca; Bivalvia; Ostreida; Ostreidae
Product: putative lysozyme-like protein
Exons: 14
Coding region: 287-1999 (570 amino acids)
Source: RefSeq, a predicted model, not a curated record